CUCAGGACUAACCUAACAGCCUGGAGUCUCUGUGACUCUACACACUUCCUGCCACCCAUCUCUUCCUCUCAGAAGAUUCCAGAUACAGAAUCACUCUAUGCAAUCAAGAAAGUUGAAACUCUUGGGCCCAUCUCAGGCUGAUCUUGGCAACUCUCAUGCUCUGCUCUCUUCAACCAGUCCUCUGUAUUCUAUUGCAGAACAAGACUAAAAAUGGUCUUUCCAGUGUGGAUACUGAAGAGACUAUUUCUUAUUCUUUUUAACAUAAUCUUAAUUUCAAAAUUCCUUGGGGCUAGAUGGUUUCCUAAAACCCUGCCCUGUGAUGUUACUCUGGAUGAACCAAUGACCCAUGUGUCUGUGGACUGCACCGACAAGCAUCUGAAAGAAAUUCCUGAAGGUAUUCCCACCAACACCACCAACCUCACCCUUACCAUUAACCACAUACCAGAUAUUUCUCCAGCCUCCUUCCAAAGGCUGGACCGUCUCGUAGAGAUAGAUUUCAGAUGCAACUGUGUGCCUAUUCGACUGGGGCCAAAAAAUAAUGUAUGUACCAGGAGGCUACAGAUUAAACCCAAAAGUUUUAGUAAACUCAGUAAUUUAAGAUCCCUUUACCUGGAUGGAAACCAGCUUGUAGAGAUACCUAAAGAUCUUCCUCCCAAUUUACGGCUUCUGAGCCUUGAGGCCAACAACAUCUUUUCCAUCAUGAAAGAGAAUCUAACAGAACUGACCAAUAUAGAAAUACUCUACCUGGGUCAAAACUGUUAUUAUCGCAACCCUUGUAAUGUUUCAUUUUUAAUUGAAAAAAAUGCCUUUAUAAGCCUGAAAAAUUUAAAAGUGCUUUCUCUCAAAGAUAACAACGUCACAGAUGUCCCCACUGUUUUGCCAUCUACUUUAACAGAACUCUAUCUUCACAACAACAUCAUUGCAAAAAUCCAAAGAGAUGAUUUUAAAAACCUCAACCAAUUGCAAAUUCUUGACCUAAGUGGAAACUGCCCUCGUUGUUAUAAUGUCCCAUUUCCUUGUACACCCUGUGAAAAUAAUUCUCCAUUACAGAUUGAUGAGCAUGCUUUCGAUUCAUUGGAAAAAUUAAAAGUUUUACAUCUACACAGUAACUCUCUUCAGCAUGUGCCCAAAGAAUGGUUUAAAAACAUUAGAAACCUUCAGGAGCUAGAUCUUUCCCAAAACUUCUUGGCCAAAGAAAUUGGGGAUGCUGAAUUUUUGAAAUAUCUUCCGAACCUUGUCCAGUUGGAUCUGUCUUUCAAUUAUGAACUUCAAGUCUAUCGUGCAUUCAUAAACCUAUCAUGUACCUUUUCUUCACUGAAAAACCUGAAAAUUUUGAGGCUCAAAGGAUAUGUUUUUAAAGAGCUGAAAAGUCUUAACCUGUCCCCAUUACGUGAUCUUCUUAAUCUUGAAGUUCUUGAUCUUGGCACUAACUUUAUAAAAAUUGCUGACCUCAGUAUGUUUAAACAAUUUGAAAGGUUAAAAGUCAUAGAUCUUUCAGUGAAUAAAAUAUCACCUUCUGGAGAUUCAAGUGAAGCUGGCUUCUGCUCUAACACUAGAACUCCUGUAGAAAGUCGUGGACCACAGUUCUUUGAAGCAUUACAUUAUUUCCGAUAUGAUGAGUAUGCAAGGAGUUGCAGAUCCAAAGACAAAGAGAUGCCUUCUUUACUGCCUUUUAAUGAAGAGUGCUAUGAGUAUGGGCAGACUUUAGAUCUAAGUAAAAAUAAUAUAUUUUUUAUCAAGCCCUCUGAUUUUCAGAAUCUUUCUUUUCUCAAGUGCCUGAACUUGUCAGGAAAUUCUAUUGGCCAAACACUUAAUGGCAGUGAAUUUCAACCAUUAGUAGAGCUGAAAUAUUUGGAUUUCUCUAACAACCGGCUUGACUUACUCUACUCAACUGCAUUUGAGGAGCUUCACAACCUGGAAAUUCUGGAUAUAAGUAGCAACAGCCAUUAUUUUCAAUCAGAAGGAAUUACUCACAUGUUAAACUUUACCAAGAACCUAAAGUUUCUGAAGAAACUAAUGAUGAACCACAAUGACAUCUCUACUUCAGUCAGCAGAAACAUGGAGAGCAAAUCUCUUAGAACUCUGGAAUUCAGAGGAAAUCACUUGGAUAUUUUAUGGCGAGAUGGAGAUAACAGAUACUUACAAUUCUUUAGGGAGCUGCAAAACUUAGAGGAAUUAGACAUCUCUGAAAAUUCCCUGAGCUUCUUGCCUCCUGGAGUUUUUAAUGGUAUGCCUCCACAACUAAAGAAUCUCUCCUUGGCCAAAAAUGCAUUAAAAUCUUUCAACUGGGGAAAGCUCCAGGAGCUGAAGAAUCUAGAAACUUUGGACCUGAGUCACAACCAACUGACAACUGUUCCUGAGAGACUAUCCAACUGUUCCAGAAGCCUAAAGAGACUGAUUCUCAGGAAAAAUCAAAUCAGGCAUCUGACAAAGUAUUUUCUACAAGAUGCUUUCCAGUUACGCUAUUUGGACCUCAGUUCAAAUAAAAUUCAGAUUAUCCAAAAGACUAGCUUCCCAGAAAAUGUCCUCAACAAUCUGGAGAAGCUGCUUUUACAUCAUAAUCGCUUUCUGUGUACCUGUGAUGCUGUGUGGUUUGUCUGGUGGGUUAACCAUACGGAAGUGACAAUUCCUUACCUGGCCACAGAGGUAACUUGUGUGGGGCCAGGAGCACACAAAGGCCAGAGCGUGGUCUCUCUAGAUAUGUAUACCUGUGAAUUAGAUCUGACUAAUCUGAUUCUGUUCUCACUUUCUGUAUCUGUGGCUCUGUUUCUGAUGGUGGUUAUGACAACAAGUCACCUCUAUUUCUGGGAUGUAUGGUAUAGCUACCAUUUUUGUAAGGCCAAGAUAAAGGGAUAUCAGCGUCUGAUGUCGCAAAACUGUUGCUAUGAUGCUUUUAUUGUAUAUGACACUGAAGACCCAGCUGUGACAGAGUGGGUUUUAGAUGAGUUGGUGGCCAAAUUGGAAGACCCAAGAGAGAAAAGUUUUAAUUUAUGUCUUGAGGAAAGGGACUGGUUACCAGGACAGCCAGUUCUGGAAAACCUUUCUCAAAGCAUACAGCUUAGCAAAAAGACAGUGUUUGUGAUGACAAACAAGUAUUCGAAGACUGAGAAUUUUAAGAUAGCAUUUUACUUAUCCCAUCAGAGGCUCAUGGAUGAAAAAGUAGAUGUAAUUAUCUUAAUAUUCCUUGAGAAGCCCCUUCAGAAGUCCAAGUUCCUCCAGCUCCGGAAGAGGCUCUGUGGGACUGCUGUCCUUGAGUGGCCAACAAACCCACAGGCACACCCAUACUUCUGGCAGUCUCUGAAAAAUUCCCUGGCCAUGGACAAUCAUGUGGCCUAUAGUCAGGUGUUUAAGGAAACGGUCUAGCCCUUUGCAAAAUAUGACUGCCUAGCUUAUCAAGGAGACACCUGGCUGCUUAGAUUUUUUCAUAAAUGUCUCACUAAGAGUGUCUAGAAAUCCUUGAAGAGCUGGGAUUGCCCAGGCUAGAGAGAAGUCACUAAUGUAUGACAAAGGAGUUGGAAAGAUGGGAUUUACAUAAUGCAUCGAGUCUUCUUUCUUAUCUCUCUGGUCUCCCUUUAUACUUGAAUCUCUCCCCUCAGCUCUUGUAUAAAAAACUGUUUGGAGAAGGGUGGCACGUGGAAGACGCGAGGCUCUGAUUCUCCUAUAAUUGUGAUUAUUAAAUACACACUAUCAUGAAAUUGAGAAGAACUGUAUUUCAACCUUUAAGAAGUACUAGAAUGUUGAGAAAUAGGGUAAAAAAAUGCUCAACUUCUAUUUUAUAUUAAAUUAAAAUGUACCAGAGUUAGUUUAGUGAAAUAAAAGCCCAGUUAACUUUUCAACCAAUUGCUUUAGUAUCAGCUAGUGUUCCUUUUGCACAGACCAAAUCCUGGCACCAGAUUGAUAGUUGCUGCUUUCUUAUCUCUCUCUUUCUUUUUCCUUAGGACAGCUGCUAGGCUCCACAAGGAAAUAGUGAGAAACAGCUUUACCAUUAAUGGGCACAGUACACCUUCUAUGAAAAAAAAAAGAUAAAAUUAUCUGUAUUUCUACAAAGUAAUGCUCUUUACCUUAGAUGAAAAUUUACUUGCUUAAAUAUUUUAUCUGCACUGCAAAGUACUAUGUCCAAAGUAAAAUAGCCUCAUCUAACGAUCUUUAAAACUGAUUUGUUAAUUAAAGCUGUAUAUUUGUAAAUAUAUGCAACCUCAAUGCACCAA
Messenger RNA from Tupaia belangeri chinensis (Chinese tree shrew), 4208 nucleotides. RefSeq names its product toll like receptor 7 (gene TLR7). Gene Ontology annotation, cellular component: plasma membrane. Gene Ontology annotation, molecular function: protein binding; pattern recognition receptor activity. The transcript has 3 exons. The coding region runs from base 211 to 3363 and encodes 1050 amino acids. NCBI's taxonomy places the organism in Eukaryota, Metazoa, Chordata, Mammalia, Scandentia, Tupaiidae. The record is from RefSeq and is a predicted model, not a curated record. Gene Ontology annotation, biological process: canonical NF-kappaB signal transduction; toll-like receptor signaling pathway; toll-like receptor 7 signaling pathway.